ACUCCGUACACAUAUCUUUUCUGCAUUGCUGCCUCAAUGCGACUUCAUCUUCUCAACUUGUAAUCAUCCUACUGCAUCCUAUCCUAUGGCAGACGUUUCUGGGCCUCACGGCUCCGGGCUCGACCCCGAUGCGCCGCCAUCCAGUGCUGGCUCUGCCGGCCACUCCGCAGCUAACGACCUACGUUCGGGCCCGCCCCCGAUGACGGAGGAAUUGAAGGCUAGAAUGGAUAAAGUCAUUUAUUCGGAUAUCGGUAUCACCACUCUCCUGACUCGGCUCAAGCAAAGUGUCUCCUCCGCCAAGGAUUUCUCUAGCUUCCUCAAAAAACGAUCCGGCCUCGAAGAAGAGCAUGCGCAAGGUUUGAAAAAGUUGUCCCGCUCGCUCCACGACGCGGCUCAUCGCACGGAAAACCGCCAGGGCACCUAUGGUAACAGCUACAAUGACCUCAAUCGCUUUCAUGAGCGCAUGGCGGAUCAUGGGCUUCAAUUCGCCGUCUCGUUGCAGCAGAUGGCCGACGACCUCAAUGAGCUGGCAACAAAUAUUGAACGUGGCCGCAAGCAAUGGAAGCAGACUGGCUUGAGUGCAGAGAAACGGGUGUUGGAGGCUGAAGCAUCCGCUGAAAAGGCAAAGGCCAAAUAUGUGUCGUUCGCUGAACAGUUGGAUCGUGUGAAGACGGGCGACAGACAGGGCGGAAAGUUCGGUCUGAAGGGCCACAAGUCCUCGGCUCAGCACGAGGAGGAGCUGUCGCGCAAAGUACAGAAUGCGGAUUCGGACUACUCUGCUAAGGUCCAAGCUGCGCAGACGGCUCGACAGGAACUUGUCUCAAACCACCGCCCUACAGCCGUAACGAACAUCCAAAAGUUGAUUUCGGAAUGUGACUCUGGUCUGGCGCUGCAGCUGCAGAAGUUUGCAACUUUCAACGAGAAGCUAUUGCUGGGACAAGGAUUGUCAAUCAGUCCUUUGAAGGAUGGCACGGCGAAUCCUGCUUUGGCGCCAAAGAGCUUGUACGAAGUUGUAUCGCAAAUCGAUAACGAGAAGGACUUCCGCGAAUACAUUCUUAGCCACGAGAACAAUCCCGCUGCAGUGACAUCAGAACAGAUCAGAUAUCAAAGGCAUCCGACUCUUGGUGGCUCUGGGCCUGUGGCAGCUGUCUCUGCGCCCACAACGCAGAAUAAAAGACAAUCGACUUUCCUCCCUUCCUCCUUUUCCACACAGACCCUCUCCUCUCCGCAAGCAUCGACCCAGACGUCAGCACCAGCACCAGCGCCAGCGCCAGCACCCGCACCCGCACCCGCACCCACAAACGUUCCGGGGCCGGCGCCAGCUACUGAGACAUUGCCAUACCAUCAAAAUCCAGACUCGUUCAGAUCGCCGCCAUUCCAACCGCAGCCACCUUACCCCACAAGCUCCUCUGGUCCCCUGGAGCCAUACCACGCUGCAAGUCAACCACCUGCGCUGCCAGCUAAAACUCCCCUCCAUGCGCAGGGCAAUGGUUUCCAGCCACACUUACCUCCUCUAAAGCCGGUGUUCGGUGUAUCACUGGAGGAUCUGUACACACGAGAUGGGACAGCAGUGCCCAUGAUUGUCUACCAAUGCUUCCAAGCUAUUGAGCUUUUCGGUCUUGAUAUGGAGGGCAUCUAUCGUCUGUCCGGAAGUGCCGCCCAUAUUAGUCAAAUGAAGGCACUAUUUGACAAUGACUCGUCCCAAGUGGACUUCACCAACCCAGAAAGCUUCUACCAUGACGUCAAUAGUGUCGCGGGGUUGUUGAAGCAGUUCUUCAGAGAUCUACCUGACCCAUUGUUCACAUCGCAAUUUUAUACCGACUUUAUUCACGCAGCUCGUCUCGAUGAUGACAUUCAGCGCCGCGACUCCCUGCACGCGCUUGUGAACAGCCUGCCUGAUGCCCACUAUGCUACCUUGAGAGCUCUAAUUCUCCAUCUCAACAAGGUACAAGAGCACUAUACCCAAAACCGUAUGAACGCAGGCAAUAUCGCCAUCUGCUUUGGGUUCGUUCACCACCCAUUCUUCCCCACUUCCCCCUUCUUUCUCCCUAGAUUUGUAUGGACUAACACCCGUCUACCCAGACCAACCCUCAUGGGUGCCAGCUCCAGCGGCAACAUCGCCGAUGCAGGCUGGCAAGUGCGUGUCAUCGAGACAAUUCUCGCCAACACGUUCCAGAUCUUCGACGACGAUUAGAUCUUGUCUGAUGGUGCUGCGCGGACAUGAUUACUCUUUUCUUCCCCCUCGAAUCGUCUUGUCUCUCGCCGCUGCUAGAACCGCCAAUCCUUGGAAUUCGCUUCAUCUCCCCUCUUCUCACGCGGAUACCACUGCAAUCUAUUCCCAUGUCUUUCAAAUUCGCUGCUUUUGUUCUCGUUGCUUUCCUCUGUGUGCAAGUUGUGCUUUGGGAACCCCCGGUUGAGUUUCGAUUUCCUGUACGUGUAUAUAUGCCAUCGCUACCUAAUACCGGCGCCGAGGGUGGGGAAGUUUUGCCUCUCUUCAUCUAGUUUACCAUCCCCAUUUGCUCUGUAGAUGAGCGAUGAGCUGAGUAAAGGAUCGCGUCGGUGACUCCGUUAUGCAUAUUCCCUUAUGGGUGUUCGGAGGGUGUCUACUUGCGACACAUGAGGUCUUAUA
Aspergillus uvarum CBS 121591 is the source of this 2629-nucleotide messenger RNA. It is a transcript of the gene rgd1, whose product is annotated as putative Rho GTPase activator (Rgd1). The record is from RefSeq and is a predicted model, not a curated record. Gene Ontology annotation, biological process: signal transduction; regulation of GTPase activity. Gene Ontology annotation, cellular component: cytoplasm. The transcript has 8 exons. Bases 86 to 2194 code for a protein of 702 amino acids. NCBI's taxonomy places the organism in Eukaryota, Fungi, Ascomycota, Eurotiomycetes, Eurotiales, Aspergillaceae.